This is a messenger RNA of Bactrocera oleae (olive fruit fly), 6100 nucleotides long. RefSeq lists its product as uncharacterized. NCBI's taxonomy places the organism in Eukaryota, Metazoa, Arthropoda, Insecta, Diptera, Tephritidae. The record is from RefSeq and is a predicted model, not a curated record.
UAUUGAACGCGAGCGGCCGCGUAUGUGUGUGUUUGUGUGUGCUUGUGGAAGCAGCAGUCGCAGUGGCAGUGGCAAGCACCACAACCGUGGUGGCACAUAGCCGAGUUGUUGUUGUUGCGGUUGUGUACUGGAGCUUCGGCGCAUGCCGUCGCAGUGUGGUGACUUUGAGACUUUUUUGGGCUUUAUUUUUUCGGUUCUUUUUAUUAACAAGAAAUUCAUAUACAAAAACACACCCGCACUCACAAAUACACUCAUUCAUUGGGUCGCGAGCGCACGUAUGUACGUUAAUUUGUUGGUGUAUGCGCGAAUGCAGUCGAGUUUGGUUAGAUACAUCCAACUAUCUGCUCGUACUUAUGCUUCGGUGCUGAAAUAAAUAUUGGGUAUUCUUCGCGCAGAGGAGUCUCACGUCAUUCUUUCAUAUUUCUACGCCUGACAUACUUACACACAAACGGAGAGAUAUACAGAUGUACAAAUAUACAUAUAAACAUAUAUACAUCCGUAUGUGCCUGUGUACAAACAAACAAAUAAAUAUGCCGAACGAGCAAUAACGACAAACGACAACGGCGACGACAAAACGAUUCGCCCGCCUGAGUCCAAUAUUUCGAAUGUAGUGAUUCAGUACGCUGUGUGGCUGUGCGAAAAAACUAUCAAAACAUUCCGCCUUCGUUGGUGUUCAUUGCACAAAUAAAAAACGAACGCUUAAGCAUAACGGAAAAAGUAGUCCUGUUAACUGAAUUGCAGUAGUAUACAGUAUUUUUAAAGAAAUUUAAAAAAUUACGAAAAAAAAGUUUGUAUAAUAAUUUCGAAAAUAAUUUUUGAAAAAAUAUUUUCUUGUAUUAAAGUGCAGUUGAAGUACAACAAUUGAUUUUGUUUGUUUGAAACGUGUGUUGGUCAGUGCAAAAGCGUUGAAUUCAAUCUUUUCGGCAGCUGCUUGUGUUUAAUCACACACACAUCCAUACAAACGCGCCGCUAGUGUAUACAUAGUUAUCUGCCAUAAUCAGCAGAUUCCGCAAAUUGUCAUUGGGACAAAUUAUCGAAAAUUUCUCUUUCACUUCGGGAAAGCCAGCCUGCUAGUCAACGAGUAAGCCAAACAGCCAGCCAGCCAUGACAUCAGUGCGCAACAAUGCAGUCGCCGCUCUGCUGCUGGGAUGGGUUAUUUUUGGGUGCCUCAAUAAUUCGGUCCUGGCAGAUGUCGCGCAGAAAUCUGGUGAAAAGUCCACAGACAGCACAGAUCCAGAUUACUUUUACGACGAAUCAAGCCCCGAAAAUAUAAAGGCGGCAUCCAAACCGCCUCAACCAACAAUAACUCCAUAUUUUGAUGAGCCAAAGAAAACUGUUUAUGCCAAAAACAACGCCACUGUAACUUUAACUUGUCCAGUAAAGGAUUAUGAUGAAUCGCAACACCUAAUUGUUUGGUUUAAGAACAACAACACCCUCACCACUGGACGGGAAAUCGUCGCCGACGCAUCGCUCUAUCAUCUGGACAAGGGCAUGAAUUUGGUAGUGGAUCAAGUGUCGGAGAAGACCAAAGGUGAUUACUCGUGCACCGUUAUGCCGCAUAAAGUCAAAAUGGAUAUACAUUUGGUAAUCGGCGAGGAGCCUGUGGCCGAUAAUAAACAGAUAAUGGUGAGCGCAAGCGCUCUACUCCUGCUCUCAACGUUGGUGGCGCGAGAAUUGAGCUUUGGUAUUUUACGUUUAGAUACAUUUUUUUAGGCACACAGUUUAUAAGCAGCUUCUUACAUAAAAUAUAUUUAGAGAAUGUAAGAAAUGAAAACAAAAUGCAAACAAAAAAAGAAAAUGAUAUUAUUGUAAUUGUACCAUAGCUAAGAAUAAUUGUUUUUGUUUUGUUUUUUUGUCUGAAUCCACUAAAUACCACUACUUGCAUAUAAAACUUUAUAGCAGAAGAUUUAAACCGCAAGCAGUUAGUACAUAAAUAGAGUACUCGUAUAUUGAACCAAAUAGACAGGCAAUUAUAUAAUGUAGUGCAUUUGAUAGUAUAGAACACAGUAUAAUAAAGAUGAACAAAAUAGUACUUUAAACAAAAAUGUGUAUGUAGGUAUGUAUGUGAGGUGAAUUGGCUUAGAAGAGCUUUAAAUCGGUUGAAAAAUUAAAAAUUUGUUGCAAAGCAAUCAUAUAUAGCAUAUUUCAAGUUUAAAUGGAACAUGAAUAAAUUUUCAUCGAAACGACGUAUGCAGGUUUUUAUGUUAGUUGUAAAAAAAUAUAAUUUUUUUGUGAAAAAAAUCUUUUUGUAGCAUAUUGAAAAGUCCAAUUUUUGUUUUCUUCGAAAAGGCGAACUCAUAUGUCUGCGAGUAUGCUUAUUUAUUUUAAUGAUUAAGAAUAUGUUUUUCUUAAUAAAAAAGCGAAUCUCAUUUAAUAUUGGUUUCAUCUAACUUUGGUUUUAAUCGAAAGGUCGAACACACAUUUCUUCGAAUAUGCAUAUUUUUGUAAUGAUUAGCAAACAAAAGCCUUUUUUUCUAAUAUAUAUAUAUAAUAUAUCUUAAAAUAUUUUUAUGAAAAAAUCUCAUUUCGUACUGGAAACGUUAAAUUUUCGUUCUCUUCGAAAGAAUGAACCAAUAUUUCUGCGAAUAUGCAUAUUUUUAUAUUGAUUAUAAAUAAAAAACUUUUUUUUUAUGAAAAUGAAAAUCUCGUGUAGCAUUGAAAAUGUCUAAUUUUGGUUUUCAUCGAAAAGAUAAACUCAUAUUUCUUCGAGUAUGUUUCUUCUGAAACAGUAAAUUUGAAUUUAUUUGCAUUAAAACUUUUUUUUUAACGUAUUUCAACCAAACGACGAGUAUACUGUUUUCUACUACAUUUUCUAAUAAAUUUCAAACAAAUUUUGGAACGUUUAUUUUCAGAAGAGAAAAAUUUUAAAACAUAACAAAAUAAAAUGAAAAAUGUGUAAAACAAAACAAAAUAAUAUUAAUAAUAGUAUAUAAUAUAAUAUUUAAUAGCGGUUAUACUUUGCUGUAAAUUUUAUUAGGCUGCAGGUAUCCAAUUUUAUAAUUGACGCUAUUAAUAUGCAGUAGCUUCCAAAUAAAGACAUUAUUUUAUAUAAAUGAGUAAGAAAAUUGUGUACGUCGAUUCGAUGAAAAUUCAUUUUUUCACUUUAGGUGCGUACCUUUGAAUGCGCGGAGUAACUAAAGACGAUUUGCAAGAGUUUAGUUAAAUGUCACCUAUUUAUUAUUAGUUAUAGAGUACAUAUACAUAUAAGUGUGAUAAAUUAUUUUUCUGGUGUAACUAGUAAUUUUUUCGAAAUAAAAAAAUUUUAAUGCAGCAAAAUUAUGCGAAAUUUAAUGUCGUAGUUUUAUAUUUUUCAAAAAAUUCCAAUUCAACUAGAAAGUUUGCAAGUGAAAUGAUAAUGAAACAAUGAUGAAACAAUAAAAAGAUUACUCAAUUGCAGUUGUUAAACGUUGAGUUAAAUAUUUUUUGAAUAUAAAUUAUAUUAUACAUAUAUAUGUAUAUAAAAAAUGCUUAAAAUGCCAAAUAGAACACUUACAAGUUCAAAAUGUAAUUUUUUUGAGCGAUAAAUUAUAAAAUCAUACUAUUUAAUAUAUACAUAUUUUUGUCACGUCAUGCUUGAAAAGUCUUCCGUUCGCAAAUGAAACCAACAAUUUUUUCUGUUAUUAAGUGUGCCAAGAAAUGGGUAACAUUUAACCCCGCUUGAUACAUUCAAUCAUUGCAUAAGUUCAACGGUUGGAUGAACUAUUUGUACGUUAACGUAAGUUCAUCCAUUGGAGGAAAUUCAAUAUUUUCGGAUUAAAAUGCCAGUUUUGUAUGCGAAGUUAAGCAUCUGCUAUUCUGUCUUGCUACUUGUAUAAGCAUGUCAAUUCAUUUCAAUCUAUUUCAAUCCACAAGUAUGCAUUCUUUCGAUGAAUAUUUUUUUAUUUUAUGCAAAUGGCCUCCAAAGUAACAAUUUCAUCGUAAUACCACAAAAGUCAUAUAAUAUCAUAUCUCUCUGUCUUGUAAUCUCUUAAGAAACAAUUAGGAUGGCAAUGAACAAAGCAUAAAUAAAGAUCUUCUUCGCCGCUGGGACUUUUAUGUCGACUUUUCAGGACAUUUAGGUAUCAUCAUAUCGAUUUAAUGAAGUAUUUUUAUAAGAACCUUUCCCAAAUCAGACAAGAUCUCGAUUUAUAGCACAUUUAUUUCUACCCUCAUAAUUUCACAAAAUAUUUCACACGCACUUUAAAAUAAGUUUCAAUCUCAGGCAAUCUUCACGAAUCACGACUCUGAUUUGUACUAAGUACGUCAAUUAUCUACAUUUAUAUUGUAUAUAUACGCGUGUGUGUACGUUUGCUGUUUCAUGAAGAUGCCUGAUACCACAAUGUGAUUGUGAUGUGUGUGGAUUGUAUUUUUCCAUUCAAUAAAUAUUCAAAUAUUGAGCUUAACUGUUUAUUUCUUAAAAGUAAAAAGCUUAAUGUGAAGUGUAAGCUCAAAAUUUAUUUUAGGCACUGUAUGUGUUAUGAACCUCCAGUUUCGAAACAAAGAAUCGAUUUUCUUCAAAAAUUAGCUGUGUACGUCCAUUCUUUAUAUACUUUUAUGCGACGAAACUAUGCUGAAUUUAAUUGCUUGCUUCAGCUGUAAAUUUUAGAAAAUAAAUUUUUUAGCCACUAGUUGUGUAUUGGAUGAAACUGAAUUUUAUAAUAUUUCCAUCUGCAAAUCGUCUUUUCUUACUCUAAACUCACACACAUAUAACGCAUAUUUAAUUAUAAUAUGUAUAUUGACUUCAAAAAAACAUUGUUCAAUGCAAAAAUACUCGUACUAACGGAAAAAUAUUAGUACUCGAGUGAACCAUAAGUACAUAAAGUAGUUUUUGUUCUAAACUUUAGCUGUUGAUUUAGUACUUUAUAAUUACAUACAUGUUUGGAUAUAUAUACACACACACAUAUAUUUAUUUACAUACAAAUAUAUAUACAUACAUAUAUACUAUGUGCUCGUUGUAAGGACUUUGUACUGUCGAAAGGAGCUUGAAAACCUAAACAGCAGUUAUAAUAGAAAUACUUAAGAAAAUCCAAAUGAAAAUGUAAGCAAAGCUAAAAAAAUGCUGAGAGGCAAGCAUUAGUUGAAGCAACUGUAAGAUAUACAUAUGUAAGUAGAAGAGGAAGCAGUGAAACCGAAAAGUGCCAUUAUUUUACACAGAGGUAGCGAGACGGAGGAAGUAGUAUGAAUAUAGUAAAUAGUUUAAAUAAAAUUUUAGCAAACGCUUUUAAAGAGAAAAUCAAGAAUUUUUCAGUAAAAGAAGAGAAGUGAAAAAUUAUUUGCAAAAAAUAGCAAUUAAAAAUUAAUUUUAGCGAACCCUUUUACAAAAAAAAGAAAGUAUUUUUCAGAGAAAAAAAUUUACAUGACAAAUUAUUAGCAAAAAAGAACAGUUAAAAAUUUAUUUUAGCUCACGUUUUCAAACAAAAAAUCAAGUUUCAGAAGAAAAAGAAUGAAAACUUAAGAGAAAAAUUAUUUGCAAAAAUAACAGUUAUAAUAAUUUUGUUGAUUUUGUUAACAAAAAUUUUAAUUUAUAUUAGAAAACUAUUUUUAGAAAAUAUUAAUACAAACACACAUAAGUAACGAUAAUAACUUAUAUGUAUAUGCAUUAAACUCUAUUAUAACUGCUUGUUUACGCUGUCAUGAGUACAAAUUUUUAUUUAGGAUAUUGAAAGUGCCGUCAGUAGGUGGAUUGUAUUGAAAUAUUGUAUUGUACUGUAUUGUAUUGUAGUUGUAGCUAUGCUUGUUAAUAGCUGAAAGAUAUUAUUAUUCUUAUUAUGAAACUUAUAAUUAAAAUAGUCGAAACAAAAACAAAAACAACAAAAUAAAACAGUUGAAUAAUGAAAUGUAACGUGAAUUGUGGCAGCUUCUCUACAAGCAGCGCAGCAAGCAGCAACACUAAAAAAAUGCCUUUUCAAAAUCAAAACUGAAUUAUGAAUCUAAUGAAGCUGUGUAAAAGCGAAAAAUUAAAAAAAUGUGUGUACUUAAAAGUUAAGGCAAACCCAAAGCAAGUAGCAUUGAAGGUGGCUAGUAGGCCUUUGCACGCAUUGCAGUUUUAAAAUGUAUGGCAAGUUUUCCAAAAAUGCGAAAAAAUAAAAACGUAUGUACUUAUUUUUCGAAGUGGCAAAAA